Molecule: messenger RNA, 647 nt
Organism: Lactuca sativa (garden lettuce)
Lineage: Eukaryota; Viridiplantae; Streptophyta; Magnoliopsida; Asterales; Asteraceae
Product: photosystem I reaction center subunit IV A, chloroplastic
Biological process (GO): photosynthesis
Cellular component (GO): photosystem I; photosystem I reaction center
Source: RefSeq, a predicted model, not a curated record
ACUACCCACGUGGCAACACACUACUGGCUCUCUCAAACAAGAACAACACCAUUCACUCAAAAUCCUCAAACCACAUCAAAUCAAAACCUUUGAACUUCAAUUACUAACCUGCUUCUUCAUCAUCUCAAACAGUCAACACCUUCAAAUCCGUUGAUAAUGGCAAGUUGCAGUAUGGCAUCUGCUGCUUCAAGAUUCUUGGUGACACCAAAUGUCACUUCCAACACAACCACCGUCAAGUGCCAUAUGGUUUCCUUACCUUUCCAAAACAAAAGAGUUUCAAGACUGGUUGUUAGGGCUGCUGAAGAUACGGAACCACCGGCUGCCACUGCUGAACCAGCCAAGGCAGAGACGCCUAAGCCUAAGCCACCGCCGAUUGGACCCAAGAGAGGAGCUAAGGUGAAAAUCUUGAGGAAGGAGUCGUACUGGUUUAAGGGAGUGGGAUCGGUUGUUACUGUAGAUCAGGACCCAAAGUCUCGAUACCCAGUUGUUGUGCGUUUUACCAAAGUGAAUUAUGCAAAUGUUUCAACCAACAACUAUGCAUUGGAUGAGAUUCAAGAAGUUUAGAUUUAGUUUCUUGUUCCUCCUGUCCUCCCAUUUUAAUCUUUUGCUACAUAUUUAAUCAAUGAAUUUGUAUCAUAUUAUCUAAA